Synchiropus splendidus (mandarinfish) is the source of this 1072-nucleotide messenger RNA. Its product is annotated as pre-miRNA 5'-monophosphate methyltransferase. Bases 1 to 735 code for a protein of 244 amino acids. NCBI's taxonomy places the organism in Eukaryota, Metazoa, Chordata, Actinopteri, Syngnathiformes, Callionymidae. The transcript has 2 exons. Gene Ontology annotation, biological process: negative regulation of pre-miRNA processing; miRNA metabolic process. The record is from RefSeq and is a predicted model, not a curated record. Gene Ontology annotation, cellular component: cytoplasm. Gene Ontology annotation, molecular function: O-methyltransferase activity; RNA methyltransferase activity.
AUGGCAGCGUGUGGAGACGAUGGCGGCUCUGAGUCGAUGAUACAUUCAGGGGCAGCUCCUUAUGGCAACUUUAUUAACUAUUAUACGUUCAACGAGCCGAAGAACAGGCUGAGUCUGAUCCCCCCAACGUUGCUGCAGGAUUUAGGAUGCGAGGGUAAUCCCCACACACUCCUGUUGGAUGUUGGCUGCAACUCAGGGGAGCUCAGCAUUGCCCUCUACAAGCAUCUGUUGCAGGAGCCUGACACAAACGUUCACCUCCUGGGCUUCGACCUGGACCAGACCCUGAUCGAGCAGGCGAGGAAGAGCAACCCUCUGCCCGCCAGCAUCACCUUCAUCCCCCUGGAUGUCACUGAAGACUCUGAGCAGCUGCUGGACUACCUGGCCCAGCGCGGCUGCUCCCGCUUCCACCUGACUGUGUGUCUGGCCGUCACCAUGUGGGUCCACCUCAACCACGGAGACUCGGGUCUCCUGCGGCUGCUGUCCCGCCUGGCGGACCUCAGCCAGAACCUGCUGCUGGAGGCUCAGCCCUGGAAGUGUUACCGCUCGGCGGCCCGGCGCCUCAGGAAACUGGGUCGCACCGACUUUGACCAUUUUAAAACGCUGAACAUCAAAGGGGACAUCAGCCAGCACGCCACCGAGUAUUUGGAGGGACAGUGUGACAUGGAGCUGGUCCAGAAUUUUGGGAGUACGACCUGGGACCGACGGCUCCUGCUUUUUCGGAGGAGGCCCACUUAGUUCACCCUUCCAUUCGUCAGCUCAUGACUUGUAGAAUAUUAUCACUUUCACAGACCUUAAGAAACUGUUUUGUAAAGGAAGGUUUUCUUGCUUUGUCAAUUUAAUUUUAGUAUUUUUAAUAAAUUUCCAUGGUCAACUGCCAUUACAGUUACUUAAUAUAUUUGGAGAUUUUCUAUGAUGGAUUAUAUAUAGUACAUUAUAGUACAGUAUAUUAUAGUGCAUGUAUACAUGUAUAUAUAAAACCGAUACAACAAAUAUUAUUACUAUAAUAUCAACUAAAUAGGUGCACUAAACAACACCGAUUAAAUGAAAAAAUAACAGACAAAUGUGGACAGAA